CUCCAACGAAGAAGAAGAGCGCCUCUGUCUCCAGUCAGCAAGGAAAGGUGUCGUUUUCAAGACUGCAACAAACUGGUAGCUAUUUGAGGGAUCCAGGCAGAGAGAAAGGUGGAAGGAGACGGCUGGACUGACAAUGACCACUGAAGGGGAUCCCAGCCUCUCUGCCAAACUGCUGCAACUGGUGCUGCUGUCCACCUACUGGGGCAUGCAGAUCUGGUUUACCUGCAUAUCAAGCUUGGUGAUGGACAGCCACCUGAACAGACACACAUUUGGUUUGAUCCAGAGCAGACUGGUUCCGUUCUACCUUCACCUGGGCUCUCUCUGUGCCUUCCUCAACCUGACGCUGUUCGCCGUCUACCACCCUGCAGACCUGCUAGAUGACAGAGAGGCCUUCCAGAUUGGGGUAUACUUCCUGUGUGUGUCGGUAGCAGCGGUCAACGCCCAGUGGUUCGGUCAGAUGACAUCAGAGAUAAUGGAAGACAUGCAUCUAAUGGAGCAAGCACAAGGAUUGGGCCAGGACAUUGGUCUAUCUACCAAUAGGGAGGCUUACGCCAAGCUGUGUGAGACAGACGAAAUUAGGGGGUGGUGAGGUCAUCACUCUCCUGCAAGACUCAGCCUAUCCUGUGGGGCUGCCAUGGGGACCUCCAGGUGCGUCCUUGAUGUCAUCUCCUGAGAACGCUCCAACCUGUGUGUUGGCUUCAUAGAGGUAGAAAGGACUCUGUGCCUCAAUGGAUUCUGUGACAGCAUGGGUAGCGCCAUCUCAAUUUGAAAGUUGUCCAUUUUCUUUUGUGUUUAAUAAGAGUAUUGCUAAUAUUGGUGAUUUAGCGCCACCUGCAGUGCUGAACCAAAUCUUGACUCAUUUGUUGGCUACCAAAUUGAUACAAAUUUAUUUUACAAACCAUAGGCAACAAUUCACUGAACACUCCCCACUCAGUUGACUACUUUGAAAUGGUGGAAGCCAUUUUUUUUUCACUUUGACUUUUCUACAUUGUAGAAUAAUAGUUAAGACAAACUAUGAAAUAACACAUGGAAUCAUGUAGAAAUCAAAAGUGUUAAAUAAAUCAAAAUAUGAGAUUCUUGACAGCUUUGCAUUCUCUCAACCAGCUUCAUGAGGUAGUCACCUGGAAUACAUUUAAAUUAACAGGUGUGCCUUAAAAGUUCAUUUCUGGAAUUUCUUUUCUUCUUAAUGCAUUUGAACCAAAGUAGGGGUGGUAUACAGAAAAUAGUCCUAUUUGGUGCAAAUAAACAGCUCAAAUAAGCAAAGAGAAAAAAACGGUCAGUCAAUACGGAAAAUGUAUUCCAAGUGCAAAAACCAAGCGCUAUGAUAAAACUGGUUCUCAUGAGGACCACCACAGGAAAGGAAGACCCAGAGUUACCUCUGCUGCAGAGAAUACAUUUAUUAGAGUUACCAGCCUCAGAAAUUUCAGCCCAAAUAAAUGCUUCAGAAUUCAUGUAACAGACUGCAUGAAUCAGGCCUUCAUGGUCAAAUUUCUGCAAAGAAACCACUACUUAAGGACACCAAUAAGAAGACUUGCUUGGGCAAAGAAACACAAGCAAAGGACAUUAGACCAGUGGAAAUCUGCACUUUGGUCUGAUGAGUCCAAAUUUAAAGGUUUUUGGUUCCAACCGCUGUGCCUUUGAGAUGCAGAGUAGGUAAACGGAUGAUCUCCGCAUGUGUGGUUCCCACCGUGAAGCAUGGAGGAGGAGGUGUUAUGGUGUGGGGUUCCCACCGUGAAGCAUGGAGGAGGUGUGAUGGUGUGUGGUUCCCACCGUGAAGCAUGGAGGAGGUGUUAUGGUGUGGGGUUCCCACCGUGAAGCAUGGAGGAGGAGGUGUUAUGGUGUGUGGUUCCCACCGUGAAGCAUGGAGGAGGAGGUGUGAUGGUGUGUGGUUCCCACCGUGAAGCAUGGAGUUCCCACCGUGAAGCAUGGAGGAGGAGGUGUUAUGGUGUGUGGUUCCCACCGUGAAGCAUGGAGGAGGAGGUGUGAUGGUGUGUGGUUCCCACCGUGAAGCAUGGAGGAGGAGGUGUGAUGGUGUGUGGUUCCCACCGUGAAGCAUGGAGGAGGAGGUGUGAUGGUGCUUUGCUGGUGACACUGUCUGAUUUAUUUAGAAUUCAAGGCACACUUAACCAGCAUGGCUACCACAGCAUUCCGUAGCGAUACGCCAUCCCAUCGUGUUUGGUCUUAGUGGGACUAUCAUUUGUUUUUCAACAGGACAAUGACCCAACACACCUCCAGGUUGUGUAAGGGCUAUUUGACUAAGAAGGAGAGUGAUGCAUCAAAUGACCUAGCCUUCACAAUCACCCAACCUCAACCCAAUUGAAGGAAAAGCAGCAAACAAGCACUCAGCAUAUGUAGGAACAGCAUUCCAGGUGAAGCUGGUUGAGAGAAUGCCAAGCUGUCAUCAAGGCAAAGUGUGGCUACUUUGAAGAAUCUCAAAUAUAUUUAGAUUUGUUUAACACUUUUUUGGUUACAACAUGAUUCCAUAGAUGUCCACAAGUAUUUUACAAUGUAGAAAAUAAAAACCCUGGAAGCAGUAGGUAUCAACUUUUGACUGGUACUGUAUAUUUAUUUGGUGGUAGGAGUGGAUUUAUUUUAAUUUGGGGUGUUUUAAUCAAAUAUAUCUAAGCCCUUGAGCAAGACAUUUAACCCCUAAUAUGCAGGGUUUUUCUGGAUCAAAAAGGGUGGUGGUGGGUGUGGCUGAAUUUGAGCCCUCCCAUCUUGGCGGAGGUAGACAUUUUAUUUAAGCCAAUUUCUCCAUGGUGUUAGAAUACAUUUUGCAGUCUUAAAAGCAAAUGUCCUGCAAUUCAUUUACUAUGGCUAAUGCUGUGUUCUAACAAAUCAAUACCGCUUAAUUGCUUUUGAAUUGUAAAUUUCCCCGACUGUCAAGCUUUUUUGUGAUUGUUAGUUCCAUUAACUUUAUUUGGUUUUAGUAAUUUGUUUACAUAAAUCCAGUGUAAGUAAUAAAAUGUAUUUAACGUA
Messenger RNA from Oncorhynchus nerka (sockeye salmon), 2979 nucleotides. Its product is annotated as transmembrane protein 205. The record is from RefSeq and is a predicted model, not a curated record. The transcript is spliced from 5 exons. NCBI's taxonomy places the organism in Eukaryota, Metazoa, Chordata, Actinopteri, Salmoniformes, Salmonidae. Bases 134 to 589 code for a protein of 151 amino acids.